CAUAGACAGCCUUGUCCUGGGCUGAGGGGCUCACGUCCCUGAGAUUGGCUGUACAGUAGCUUGCAGCGCCGGUGGGGGAUGGCUUCGCUACAGUAGAAUCUGCCCUGAUUCGCUGGUGCUGGCAUCGCUGCCUUCUGAGCCACUUGGUGCUUUUUUCACUGUGCCUGACUUUCAACACCACGCCGCCCACCGACUCGACCAAAAUUUGAAGCUCACUUCAACACGCCGGAGCCUUCUCGGACGCUACUAUCGAGCCCGGCCGAAUGACGUCCAAAGAGGAUCCUGAAGAGCCGCAUUGAUACUUUCAUGAAUAAGGUGGACCGCUUCACUCGGGCCAAGCAAAUUUAAGCUAUUGAAGUUGUGCUGGAUGGGAAAUUGACUUGGGAAGGAGGCCUUCUGAUCUCGGCAGCUUGCUCUGUAGUGCUCGACUGCUCGAUUGUCAUUAUACAAUUCACAUGCAGGCAAACCUGAAGCGAAUACUAGAGGAUUCGACUGUGAUAUCAUUGUUGUUACAGUUGCAGCGGUGAAUUAGAGUGGUGGAACAGUGCAGCGAGCCGCGUCACAUUCUAUCAUUAACCCUUGACCCUCAUCCGAUCUAACCACACUCCAAUCCGCGCAAACGAAAACUUCCAUCUGCACAAUCCCGCAACAAUGGACACAAUACCGAACGAGUUCCCCAUCUCCUUGAGAUCAUGGCCCUCCUCCAAUAGCAACAACGCGCUCCCUUCCAUCAUCCAGCGCAUCAAUCUCGAAAGAGGGGGGUUCCGGAAUAUCACAGAGGAGAGUCUGCGUGAGGAAAUCGCUCGAGAAGAAUUGAACAAUGGAGACAAUGGCGAGAGCUCAAGUGAGGACGACGAGGAGCCAGAUAAGGCGAAGGAACUCAAUGCUGCGCGUGAGGAGUUCAUUGCAGAGCUUGAGUAUGCCCCCUAGGACAAAAUGAAGAGCUUGUGCUAACACCCUCGCAGACAAGCUCACCAGUCCUCGAUGGUCGCUCUAGAUUUCAUAUCUCUCCUCCUUUCGAAAGACGCCCCCGUACAAGCCAGCCUGUCCCUUUCUCCGCAUCUUCAGCAAAUGGUUGGCGUUAAGACCCUUGGGGCAGACAAACUGGCAGGUCCAAGGACAACAGAAGCACAGAAGCAAGACAAUCGGAAGGUUGCAAAGGGAUGGAAAGCCAGACAUCUCAACAAGACCGUUGACUCGAUACUGGCAUCUGCAACUAGAUUGGAGAAGGAAAUUGAGCACGAAACGAAGUACUGGGAGCAAGUUCUAGCUGUGAGUGAGAAGGGCUGGGCUAUCUGUAGAUUGCCAAACCAGAAACAUAUCUUAGGCGUCAGAUUUGGCUUCUCGGAAUCCUCGCCUGCUUUCAAGAGUCGAAGUCUUGCAGCAUUGAAUCGAACACUAGAUGGGUCUGUAUCUCUGGACCAAGGAUUGGCGGAAGCUCAACCAAAGAGCCUCAGAGUACGAGUCGAGGUUGAUGGCGUUUACACGGGAUCGUCUACACUUCCUAAAGCUGUUCCACACGACUCCCCAGUCGAGGCUCUCAUUCUACAGGCACGAAACACCAUAUUCUCCGAAGAACUUUGGCAAGAACUGAACCGUGAAACUCGAGUCCUGGAGCCCGUGAAAUCGAAAGAUGGCACUCUGAUAUAUCAACUCUCAGCAACCCGAACCAUGGUCCUGGAUCUCGUGCCUCUCGAAGAAGAGCCCGUUCAUAUCACUGGUCGUGAUGAUGCCAUUGCAGAAGGCAUAUUCCUCGCCUUAAGCAUUCUUCUGAGUUUCGCUCAUCGACAAGCUUACCGUCGUCGAGCUCAAAUACCACCUCCAAUCACCCUAGACAAACGGACAACGCCCCCUCUCAACAUUCUCAGACCGUUUAUCACUCGAGUCAAGCACCAAGAGAUGACAUCCGCACUUCGAGAUAUCCUCCGACCUCUCCACCGCGUCCUCUUCUCUCUUAAACUCGAAUCCCCUCCAACGUACACGCAAGUCCGCACCGUCUGGCCACCUCUCAACCAUCUCUCCAUCGCAGAACGCACAGUCCUAGCCCUCACCGAACGGCUCGAAGUAACAGCCACACUCACCAUAACACCCACAACAACCAUAACCAUCAAAGCCCAGACCCACUCCCACCCAACCAUCUACCCGCAAUUCUUCCUCUCCAUCUCACCCCCCACCUCCCCUUUACACAUAACCUGCCCGGCCCCACCACGCCUCGACACCCUCUCCUCAGUCCAGCAAUACAUCUACUACGCCACCUCCUGCACGCUCGCCUCCCUCUUCGUCCCCUCCCCGCACUCCCCCCUCUCAACACCACACCUCGAACCACCGGCCUCAUCACCCCACACCCUCCGCACGCCUAUCCAAGAAUGGGUACAGAGCACCACGCCUUCGGUCCUAACUAAACCACUCACCGCCUCCGCAAAGACAAAACAACUCGCUUUCACUAUCCGCUCCUCUCCUGCAGCCCUGUCCAGAGGCGGCGCCCGCACCAUCCUCCGCGUGCAAUGGGAAUGGGCCCGCGGCGACCUGUCUGGCGUCGAAAAGGUGCCUUUUCCGAGAGAUGGGUUGAGAAGUGAUCUCUGGGGUGAUGGGGAGAGGGCUGGGGCGGUGUUUUUUACGGAAAGGGAGAAGAUGUUUGGUGUGAAGGCUGUGGAGGGUGGUGAGACUAGUGGAGAGGGAGGUAGUGGUGGUGAGGGGAAGGAGGAAGAGAGCGGGACAAGCAAGAGGAAGAGAGGGUUGCAGGCGGAGGGGUAUUAUGAGUGGAUUGCUUGGGUGGGGGAGGAUGAUGAUGAUAAGGGGUUCUUUGAGGUUGUGAGGAGCUUGGGGAGUGUGGUUGAGAGUGCGGGGACUUUGAAGGAGGGCGAUAAGGAGGGUGAGAAGGAGAAGGAGAAGGAGAAGGAGAAGUAGAUUGGUUGAUAUAUUUAGUUUCGUGUAGACCUAGUCGUAUCAGAACGUAAUUAAAUCAGUGAGUAAAGAACAAGUCAGUCUAAC
Cadophora gregata is the source of this 2991-nucleotide messenger RNA. It is a transcript of the gene SRB4, whose product is annotated as RNA polymerase II mediator complex subunit. Gene Ontology annotation, biological process: regulation of transcription by RNA polymerase II. Gene Ontology annotation, cellular component: core mediator complex; mediator complex. The transcript has a single exon. The record is from RefSeq and is a predicted model, not a curated record. Gene Ontology annotation, molecular function: transcription coregulator activity. Bases 985 to 2907 code for a protein of 640 amino acids. NCBI's taxonomy places the organism in Eukaryota, Fungi, Ascomycota, Leotiomycetes, Helotiales, Ploettnerulaceae.